Molecule: messenger RNA, 936 nt
Organism: Lactuca virosa
Lineage: Eukaryota; Viridiplantae; Streptophyta; Magnoliopsida; Asterales; Asteraceae
Source: the annotation of a GenBank genome assembly
ACUUCACCCCUUUUUUCCAAUUUCAAACACACACACAUCCAGCCUCCCUAUUUUCUCUGUUUGUCCAUCCAGUUUCAAUGGCACCGAAGAGAAGGAGACAGACGGGUUUAACCCGAAUGGAUGCGGCUCUCGAUCAAGUGAGUUGUUUUGGGUUCUCAAGGCAACUCAUUAGGCGAACUGUUAAAAAUCUUCUCAAGGUGUAUGGUGAUGAUGGGUGGAAAUUAAUUGAAGAAGAUGGCUACAAAGUCGUUAUUGAUUUCAUUCUUGAUGAACAAGAGUCUGAACAAAAACAGAACUUAUUAAAGAAUGAGGCAUCAUCACAAGAAGAGAAACCUGGAACUGAAUUAAUCAUGGCAGAGGUGAAGGAAGAAUCUGCAAAAGAUGAAUCUUUUGAGGGAAAUAACAAUGCAGCGUUGACCAUUCACACAGAGAAUGAUGAGUGCCUUGAGGAUACCUCAAUGGACAUGGACAAAACUGCCCACUCAAGCACACUCCAUGAUGAUCACUCUGCACAUGAAUUUAACAUCCAAUGUUCCGAAAAUGCCCCUCAUUCAGGACCUUCAUCUGAUGCAACUAAUGCCCCUGUAAAUCUCCCUGUUCGUAGGCGUAAGCCCUGUUAUGGAUGGAUCAGUGAUGAUGAUGAUAAUGAGGAAGAAACUUUUUUUAUAGCAUUAACUCCUGCAAGAUAAAGCUAUAUUCCAUAUGCAUAAUAUCCUUUUGAAGAUUUGGGUUUGGCUUGGUGUAAAGAAGGGGUAUAUCGAUUAAUCUAAUUAUCUAUCCUGUUAUUAUGAUGAAAGAAGGCUUAGAUGUUUAAAGAUUGUGACAUUGGUAAAAGUACAAGUUUUUGGGCUUUGUUACCUUCUAAAUGUUUGACUAUUUGUAUAUAUAAUUAUAUAUAAAUAUUAACUACUAUGGGGAUUGUAUGACACAAGAAAG